AGCAAAUACCUUUUGUUUCUCUCACGUUGGGGCUACUUGUUUUAGGGCGCAAAGGAACGGCCUCGAAAGGGGGUCCUUCCCCAGCCGAGAACCAGGAAUCUUCCCUCGGCCCGCGCGCGCGACCGGCCGGUGCGCCGCGGCCCGCGGACAAUCCUCCAAACACAGACUGUUUGACUUAGAAUCUUCCCUUUUUUACUCCAUUCAAGAGCAGCAUUCAUAAAUUUCCAGAAUGGAGAUCUCCUCUCAUCAGUCUCACCUCCUGCAGCAACUGAACGAGCAGCGCAGGCAAGAUGUAUUUUGUGACUGCAGUAUUCUAGUUGAAGGGAAGGUCUUCAAAGCACAUCGAAAUGUAUUAUUCGCUAGUAGCGGCUACUUUAAAAUGCUUCUUUCUCAGAAUUCAAAGGAGACGAGUCAGCCAACCACAGCUACAUUUCAGGCUUUCUCCCCUGACACUUUUACAGUUAUCUUGGACUUCGUAUAUUCUGGCAAACUGUCUCUUACUGGUCAGAAUGUCAUAGAAGUGAUGUCGGCUGCUAGCUUCCUUCAGAUGACUGAUGUCAUAAGUGUAUGUAAGACUUUUAUUAAAUCUUCCUUAGACAUUAGUGAGAAAGAAAAAGAUCGCUAUUUCAGUCUCUCAGAUAAAGAUGCCAAUUCUAAUGGUGUAGAACGUUCCUCUUUUUAUAGUGGUGGCUGGCAAGAAGGAAGCAGUUCUCCACGUUCUCACCUAAGCCCAGAGCAAGGAACAGGUAUAAUAAGUGGAAAAUCUUGGAAUAAGUAUAAUUAUCAUCCAGCCUCCCAGAAGAAUACUCAACAACCCUUGGCCAAGCAUGAACCAAGGAAAGAGUCCAUUAAAAAGACCAAACAUUUGAGAUUGUCACAGCCUUCUGAAGUUACUCAUUAUAAGUCAAGCAAACGAGAAGUACGAACAUCUGAUUCUUCCAGCCAUGUUUCCCAGUCUGAAGAACAAGCACAGAUUGAUGCUGAAAUGGACUCUACUCCUGUUGGCUAUCAGUACGGUCAAGGAUCUGAUGUCACAUCCAAAAGCUUUCCAGAUGAUCUGCCUCGGAUGCGAUUCAAGUGCCCGUACUGCACACAUGUGGUGAAGCGGAAGGCAGACCUAAAGCGCCACCUUCGUUGUCAUACAGGAGAAAGGCCCUAUCCAUGUCAAGCUUGUGGAAAAAGAUUUAGCAGGCUAGACCAUCUAAGUAGCCAUUUUCGAACAAUUCACCAGGCAUGUAAACUCAUCUGCAGAAAAUGUAAACGUCAUGUGACAGAUCUAACAGGGCAAGUGGUACAGGAGGGAACCAGGCGCUACAGACUGUGUAAUGAGUGUCUUGCAGAAUUUGGCAUAGACAGCCUCCCCAUUGACUUGGAAGCUGAACAACAUCUUAUGUCCCCAUCAGAUGGAGAUAAGGAUUCCAGAUGGCACUUGAGUGAAGAUGAGAAUAGAUCCUAUGUGGAGAUUGUAGAAGAUGGGUCUGCUGAUCUGGUCAUCCAACAGGUUGAUGAUAGUGAAGAAGAAGAAGAAAAAGAAAUUAAGCCCAACAUUAGGUAGCUGUAAUGUGAACCAACAGAGCUGGCAUGUCUGCAAUUUACAUUGACUUCCUGUAUCUCUCUCUUUCUAUGGUCGGAGUCUAGUUAACAAAUUUAUCACACUGACUUUAAAGAAAUGAUCUGAUAUAACUUGCAUGCUUUCUGAACAGGCCAUUGUAUCCAUUCUGAACUUUGUUGCCCUAAAAUGUGUUGCUGCACUGGAAAGAAAGAACUAGCUUGAGUUGGCUUGAUGGAUGAACAAUUAUCCUCUUACUUUCAUUACAAUCCUCUUACUUUAUUCCAGAGAUACCUUUUUCUUUUAAUAUUGGAGGAUCUACUUAGCAAACUUUUUUCAAAGAAAAUACUUUAAAUAAAUUCACCACAACCAAACUUUAUGUAAGACAAUUUCAAGGUGUUUCAAAAACACAUAACUACCAAUGUUUAAUUUCACAGGGAACCAGUUAAGAGCACAUUUAAGGAUCUGGCAACCCACCUUACUAAACAAAUUAGUCUUUCUAUUAAUUUGAGAUCUGAAACAACCUGUCAUUACUCUGAUAUCCUGAACGUUUAAGGAUUAUGGAAGAAGACUAAAGUGUUUGAAAUCAUUCAUAUUUGAAAUUUUUAUCAUUAGCUUAAAAAUUACUCUCAGUAUUGUUAAAAAAAAAAAAAAGUAGAGGCUGGCCAAAGAUUAUAUACAGAUAUUUUCUUAAAGCAGGAAACUAAUGUUGCCUAAAAGUCAAGGUAGUUUGUGAAGACAAUCUGUCAAUAUGGUUGUCCAUCUCUCUAAAGAAAAGCAGGCUGGGCGCUGUGGCUCAUGCCUAUAAUCCCAAUACUUUGGGAGGCCGAGGCAGGCGGAUCACAAGGUCAGGAGUUUGAAACCAGCCUGGCCAACAUGGUGAAACCUCGUCUCUACUAAAAAAUACAAAAUUAGCCGGGCAUGGUGGCGGGUGCCUAUAAUCCCAGCUACUCGGGAGGCUGAGGCAGGAGAAUCGAUUGAACCUGGAAGGCAGAAGUUGCAGUGAGCCGAGAUCACACCAUUGCACUCCAGCCUGGGCAACAAGAGCGAAACUCCGUCUCAAAAAAAAAAGGAAAACAAACUAGGAGGUUCUUACCAUAUGUGAGUGAUUUCUAACGUUUAUGUAGUGCUAUAUUAUUUAUAAAGUACUCUCUCAUGUAUUUUCUCAGUGAGGUGGAUACUAUCUCCGAUUUACAAAUGAGGAAAUUAAGGUCAGAAAGUCUGAGAGAGAAAACUGAUGAUUGGACAGGAUCUGAUUUUAAACAAUCCUCUUUCAGCCUUCUCUCCCUGUAUGUCUCCUGAAAUGGCAAAGAAUAGAAGUCAAACCUCACCAGUUGGCAGUCAUUAUAAAAAUAAGCCAAUCAGAAUUAGAAAGUAUGAAAGGAGGAAUUGAAUCAUUUUCAACAACAUACAAUAUCUUGAUCUAGAGAUUUUCAAAUAAUGCUAAGUAAUGUCCCUACAGUACCUAUUGGUAUGUUUUUAUGUCACGUUAUUUAUAUGUAAAUUUAAAGUAUAAAACUAUUUGAACAAAUUAUUCACUUAAAUAUGUUGAACAUUUUUGCUUCUCUUGUUUAUAUAAUAUUUUCAAAACAAACUUUUCUCCUAGUAUACAAAGUUUAAACUUCUCCCCUUUGGGCUGGGCCCAGUGGCUCACGCCUGUAAUCCCAGCACUUUGGGAGGCUGAGGCAGGUGGAUCACCGAGGUCGGGAGUUUGAGACCAGCCUGACCAACAUGGAGAAACCCCGUCUCUACUAAAAAUACAAAAUUAGCCGGGCGUGGUGGUGCAUGCCUGUAAUCCCAGCUACUCAGAAGGCUGAGGCAGGAGGAUAGCUUGAACCCAGGAGGCAGAGGCUGCGGUGGGCUGAGGUUGCGCCAUUGCACUCCAGCCUGGGCAACAAGAGCGAAACUCCGUCUCAAAAAAAAAAAAAAAAAAAACUUCUCCCCUGCAUAAAUUAUGAAACAUUCCAAAAUUACAGCUAAAUUAGAGAAGCAUUGUUUCAGUUCUAAAGGUAAAAUCUAAAUAUCCGAAGUAAAGAACUGAGCUUCAUAAAGGUCUCUUCUGCAAGUUAUCACAGUGAAGCUUGAUAGAAUUUCACUGUAUAUGGAGAGGCUCCAUCUAUUUUACUGUUUUCUUUUUUGUUUUUGUUUUUUUUUCGAGACGGAGUCUCGCUCUGUCGCCCAGGCUGGAGUGCAGUGGUGCAAUCUCAGCUCACUGCAAGCUCCACCUCCCGGGUUCUCGCCAUUCUCCUGCCUCAGCCUCCCGAGUAGCUGGGACUUACAGGCGCCCACCACCACUCCCAGCUAAUUUUUUGUAUUUUUAAUAGAGAUGGGGUUUCACCGUGUUAGCCAGGAUGGUCUCAAUCUCCUGAUCUCGUGAUCCGCCCCCCUCGGCCUCCCAAAGUGCUGGGAUUACAGGCGUGAGCCACUGCGCCCAGCCAAUUUUACUGUAUUUUUAAAUGCCAUGACAUACCUCAAAAUUAUCCUUUUUAUGUUACUAUUUUCUCUUGUUCUUUCAUUAAUUAUUGUCCUUGAUACCAAUUUCUAGGCUAAAUUGGUUACUUUCUUUUAAAAAAUUUAAAAAUAGAUGAAUAACCACUUGUUUCAUGGUACUUAAUUGAGACUUUUUCAAGAUUCCCCUGAUGGCACAUUUGCAGUUGCUUCAAGACUGGAUGAUGUGCAUUGAGUUCUCUGUUCUCCCAACAUGGCUGUUCCUAAAUCAGGAUUCUGGUUUUUUUGAGAUGGACUCUCGCUCUGUUGUCCAAGCUGGAGUGCAGUGGCGUGAUCUCGCUCACCACAACCUCUGCCUCCCGGGUUCAAGCGAUUCUCCUGCCUCAGCCUCCUGAGUAGCCGGGACUACAGGCAUGUGCCACCAUGCCUGGCUAAUUUUUGUAUUUUUAGUAGAGACAGGGUUUCGCUAUGUUGGCCAGGCUGGUCUCGAACUCCUGACCUCGUGAUCUGCCCGCCUCAGCCUCCCAAAGUGCUGGGAUUACAGGCGUGAGCCAGCACGCCCGGCCUAAAUCAGGAUUCUUAACAAUUAAAGUGUAUCUGAAUGAGGAAGGAAACGCUUGUCAUUCUCUAGUCUUACCCAAUUAAUACUGACACCUUUUGAAAUUAAAACCUGAUUUUUUAGUUGUUGGAGCCAGUAGGAAAAAUGGCUGAUUUGAACUUUUUUCCUAUAAAUGAAGUAGUGCUUGCAUGUGUGUACUCUAAUGCACUUUAGUCUAUGAUCUAAAUGUCCUUUUAUGCUAUUAUCUUCUGCAUGCAAACUUUACAUACAUCAGCAUGAAUAUCCAACAUUCACUGAACACAGUGCCACCAGCACUUGUAAUUGCCUUUUCAGAAAUAAUGCUUUCUCAUAAUUGUUUAUAACGAGCAUCAAACUAUCCCCACAAAAUGAUCAAGUUCACCAAACUAGACAAAGAAUCUGUUGUAUCAUUUUAACAUCAUAGAAGAACAUUUAAGACAUGUUUGUAAGUUGUAAAUAAUGACUCCAGUUAUAGCAUAUAUAUCUAAGACGUUAGAGACCAGUUAUUUUCUAGAGUGAAACUGUCUAUUGAUGAUUGAGAAAAUUGAAUUCUUUGGUUUUUACAUGUGGGCAAAUGUUACAUAGGGGUAUAAUCUGUUUAAAUAAGCUUUAUUUAUGCCAAGGAUUUUUUUUUUAAUAUCAAGACUUGGUUAGACCAAAGUUUGCUCUUGCAGGAAUGCCAUUUAUCAGCUUCUGAAUGCCCUUCUAACUCCAUUACCCUCAAGAGUGUCUGGGUAUAGGAUGAAGCAUUACAAAAAGAAAGCACCACUGCAGUCAUGCCUAGUGUCUGGGAGAAACAAAAUGGACUAGACCUGCAGUUUAAAAUAAUUUAACCCGAGAAACUCUUCAAAUGAAUUGUUUCCUAAAGAUGCUCAAAUUUAAGGGAUAAACUCUAAAAUCAGAGCUGCUGUGGUUAAAGUCCCCCACAAACCUUUCCCCAGACACCUCUGCAGAACUCAGGUGCACAAUGUUGAAAACCAUGGAAUUAGACAACUUCCUGAAUUCCCUUUGAGCCUUGCAGCCUCAUUUCGUUACUCCUGUUACUCACGGUGCUUAUAAGCAGGUAACCAUAUGGUCUCUUAGUGAAGCAAAUCACAUCCUUAGCACAUGAUGUUCCUUCUAUGGGUAUCAGAUCUUAAGACUUUUUAAAAUUUAGGAACAAAUGUUUCAAUAUUAUAUUUUCAGUAAUGCAAUCAAAAUAAGCAUAGUUACUGUUUUCUGUACGGCUAAGUACUGCCUAAUGGAUGAAAGAAGUUUGGUGCUUCAAUUAUUUAUGAGCUCAGAACUCAAUUCAUUAAAGUUAUUUUGCCAAGUCAUGCCAAGAUAUAUUGAAAUUUCCACUCAUAUUGGUUUUUAAAAUUUUUUUUAGUCCUAAAAUUAAUAAGUAUGGAAAAUCACUAAAAGCAGUGUAGGAUAAGGUGUGUUUAACUGGCCGGGCACGGUGGCUCAUGCCUGUAAUCCUAGCACUUUGGGAGGCCGAGGCGGGCGGAUCACUUAAGGCCAGGUGUUCGAGACCAUCCUGGCCAACAUGGUGAAACCCCGUCUCUAGUAAAAAUACAAAAAAUAGCUGGGCAUGAUGGUGGGUGCCUGUAAUCCCAGGUACUCGGGAGGCUGAGGCAGGAGAAUCGCUUGAACCCGGGAGGUGGAGGUUGCAGUGGCCGAGAUCGCACCACUGCACUCCAGCCUGGGUGACAGAGCGAGACUCCAUCAAAAAAAAAAAAAAAAAAAAAAAAGAUGUGUUUAACUGGGAAGGGUGAUAAUAAUAGAAUAAUAGGUACAGGAGGACCAAACUUUAGAUUAUAAACCAGAAAGUUUUGUUAUUUUAUAUAAGUGUAUCAGUAUUACUAUUUAUCAUUUAUAUAGCAUUUUAUAUUUGCAAAGUGUUUAAUAAUUUUUGUUAUUCUUUACAUAUAUAUGAAAUAGGACAGUUAUCCCACAUGAACGGUAAAUAAAUUGAGGCACAGAACAGUAAAAAAACCUCAGGGUCAGGCGUGGUGGCUCACACCUGUAAUCCCAGCACUUUGGGAGGCCAAGGCGGGUGGAUCACUUUAGGUCAAGAGUUGGAGACCAGCCUGGGGCAAUAUAGUGAAACCCCUUCUCUACUAAAAAUACAAAAAUUAGCCAGGCAUGGUGGUGGGCACCUGUAAUCCCAGCUACUCUGGGGGCUGAGACAGGAGAAUUGCUUGAACUCAGGAGGCGGAGGUUGCAGUGAGCCAAGAUCACGCUACUGCACUCCAGGCUGGGUGACAGAGCGAGACUCCACCUCAAAAAAAAAAAAAAAAAAAAAAAAAAGAACCUAAGACAACCCAGUGAAAUGGUAGCAAAAAAUAGGAAAUAUAAUGAUCACAUUUUCUGAAUCCUAGACCAUCAGCCUAAUUCACUGAGGUGUGUUGUGUAUCACUCUAUUUUAUAGAUGAUUUUAUAUAAGUAACAGUGGAUUGUUUUAAAGCUGACGUCAUUGUAUGUGGAUACAUUCUAUAUGGAAUAAAUGUUAUGUAAAGGA
This is a messenger RNA of Homo sapiens (human), 7077 nucleotides long. RefSeq names its product zinc finger and BTB domain containing 8A (gene ZBTB8A). The record is from RefSeq and is marked validated. The coding region runs from base 230 to 1555 and encodes 441 amino acids. NCBI's taxonomy places the organism in Eukaryota, Metazoa, Chordata, Mammalia, Primates, Hominidae. Gene Ontology annotation, cellular component: nucleus. The transcript is spliced from 5 exons.